UCAGAACUGGCUGUUCUAUCCCUGCUACCUCUAGAACUAGCUAGUCCCUGCUGCCUUCAGAAAUGGACGAGCAUCAUCACAGUACGACAGGAAUCGACAUGCUCUGAACCACUACAGGGGGACAUUAAUCUGCAGUUUUUGCCCCGGCCUUGGAUCUCCAGCAGAAGUCUCGUUCAAUCGCCGAGACUUGUUCAAAAAAACACCUUGUGGAGACGCAUGACGUCCCAAUGAAGCCGCCGAACGGUCACAGGCCACCGGGUACUAGAUCCGGUGUCGAGGCGGCUGGCGAUUGUAAUAUCUGCCGGCAGACAUUCUUGAGUCCCGACGACUUGUAUGACCAUCUAGAUGACUGCGUGCUCAGUGUGCUCAUCGAGGAAGACCCUGCUGAGGCAAUCAACGAGAAACUCUUGGCCGAGGUUAUGGGCGGCGAAUUUACAAACAGCUCCCCAGAGUUAUAUCAGGUGGAGCCACCACCCUUCACAGGCAGGGAGGAUAACCUGUCGCAGGAAUCGCGGUCACUAUCCUGCGGCGUGGGGUUUCGAUGAUAGCCAGUAGUCAUUAAAGAAACGGGUCACUGCCUGUUGAGAUCCGUGGUUUAACGGAUCAAUGGCUAUUCCGAUCCAUUGGUGGAUAUCAUCUUAUCAAUAGCUUCCGCUGUUUAGCGCUAGUUUUCUUCUUCUUCAAUAAACACAACAUGCUCAUUUCAACACU
Messenger RNA from Ilyonectria robusta, 711 nucleotides. RefSeq lists its product as uncharacterized. The transcript has a single exon. The record is from RefSeq and is a predicted model, not a curated record. NCBI's taxonomy places the organism in Eukaryota, Fungi, Ascomycota, Sordariomycetes, Hypocreales, Nectriaceae. Bases 228 to 545 code for a protein of 105 amino acids.